CUUCUUGUGUCAGAGGCCUAUUCGCAUUCUUGGCUUUCCCCAUUUUAUGAGCAAGUUGUAGUUAUGUAGAUGAUCAGUUACUGGUUCUUGUGUCGAUGAAUCCCGCUGUGGUGCCUGCGGAGACCAAACUCACCGCUUGGCGGUCGACCCGUCGGAGAAAAAAUGGGAGACCCAAAAAAAAAAGUUUCCCGCACCUUUUUUGGUAGGCUUCAGAUUGCGCUGCUUCAACCUAGCAUACAACGCACACCAUCCAGAAACAUGGCGCCCGAUAAGAAGGAUAAGAAGCGCAAGGCUGCCACCACAGUAGCCGCCGACUCGCCCGCAAAGAAGACCAAGAAGGUCGAGGCCAAGCCUAGCGAAGCCCCCAAAGAAACCCCCAAGUCUAUUCUGAAGAAGAACAAGAAGGAUGCCGCUGCUACAGAGCAAAAGUCCGCUUCCAAAGUGAAGCUCAAUGGCGAGCCAGCAAGACAAGUCAAGCCUCGCAAGCGUGCGGCGGAUUUCCUCAGCGACGACGAGAGCGAGCCGGAAGUUGUUGCGUCCGAACCGAAGGCCGAUACAGAGGAGAAGAAGCAGCCCAGCAAGAAGAAGUCGAAGAAGGAAGACGGCACCCCUGCGCCCGCUACAAAAGCCAAGCCAAGUGCUGCUGCUGCGAAGCCCAAGGCGAAGAAGCCUGAGCCUGUCGUCGAAGAGUCGGACGAUGAGGAUAACGAGCAGGUCCCUGUUGUCUCCGAUGAGAGCUCUGAAGACGAGGAAGUUGAUACGCUAGACGAUCAGACCGCCGCUUUGAUCAAGGGCUUUGAGAGCAGCGGCGAUGAGGACGAAUCCGGAGACGAAGGAUUUGACCCUGACCAGCCGGUUCCCAAGAUCCCCGAUUCCAAGAAGGCGAAGCGCAAGAUCUUGAAGAAGCAAAAGAAGCACGGUGAGCCCCAAGCUCCCGGAACGGUUUAUAUUGGACGUAUUCCCCAUGGUUUCUACGAACAUCAGAUGCGCGCUUACUUCUCCCAAUUCGGCGAAAUUACUCGCCUGCGUCUCUCCCGUAACCGCAUCACCGGUCGCUCAAAGCACUACGCUUUCGUGGAGUUCGCCUCGAACACUGUUGCCAAGAUUGUCGCGGAGACUAUGGAUAACUACCUGAUGUAUGGCCAUAUCCUGAAAUGCAAAUACGUCCCCUCCGAUCAACUGCACCCGGAGGUUUGGAAGGGUGCCAACAGACGAUUCAAGCGCACCCCGUGGAACCGCAUCGAGAAGAAGAGGCUGGAGAAGGGCAAGACGAGGGAACAAUGGUCGGAGCGCAUUGAGCGGGAACAGAAGAGACGACUUGCAAAGGCCGAGAAGCUGAAGGCUCUGGGUUAUGAGUAUGAGCUUCCCCAGCUGAAGAGCGUCGACGAAGUUCCUGUCCAAGAAGAAACCAAGGCGAUUGAAGCUGCCGAUGCGACUGCCGAUGAGCCCGUGAAGGCUAUCGAGGCACCCGCGGCCCAGGAGUCCAAGGAGACCACCGUGGACGAGACUCCUAAGAAGUCUAAGAAGGAGAAGAAGGGAAGCCAAUCGACUCCUAAGCAGGGAACACCCAAGCACGAUGGCGAAAAGGCGUCGGCGAAAAAGGGAGUAAAUGGAGCCGCCGCUUCACCGGCUACAAAGGCUGGGGCCAAGGACAAGAAGGCUAAGAAGGCAAAGGCUUAGGGCUAUUGUUUCCGUGUUCUCUGUAUCUUGUUAGCACAAAAGGGUUUGCUAUUGUUUGGGAUAAACUGUUGAAUGUAUAUGUCUGUGACAAGAGUUGCUGUAACCGCUCUAGCCUGCUCGGCUUCAAGUAGAAUCUCAUAAGAC
Aspergillus novofumigatus IBT 16806 is the source of this 1824-nucleotide messenger RNA. RefSeq lists its product as uncharacterized. NCBI's taxonomy places the organism in Eukaryota, Fungi, Ascomycota, Eurotiomycetes, Eurotiales, Aspergillaceae. Gene Ontology annotation, cellular component: nucleolus. The record is from RefSeq and is a predicted model, not a curated record. Gene Ontology annotation, biological process: maturation of LSU-rRNA from tricistronic rRNA transcript (SSU-rRNA, 5.8S rRNA, LSU-rRNA). Gene Ontology annotation, molecular function: RNA binding. The coding region runs from base 163 to 1680 and encodes 505 amino acids. The transcript has 3 exons.